UUUGGCUCUCCGCUGACAGGGGCAGGCGAGCGGGAAAGAGGGCGCCGGCCGUGCCUGGCCCCAGCGCUUCUACCCUCGCCUUCCUCGGGCCGCCCGGCUCGGCUCCUCGCGCCUCGCCAUGUCGGACACGCGUGGCGGCAGUGACAGCCGUCCCGACGAGACCGGCGUCGAGAAACAGGAUACGCAGGAGAAGGAAACGGGCAUCCCUGAGAAAGAAGAGGAGGCCAAAUUAAAAGCCAAAUAUCCCAACAUAGGACUUCAGAAGCCGGGGGGUUCUGACUUCUUAAUGAAGAGGCUGCAGAAAGGGCAAAAGUACUUCGACUCUGGAGAUUACAACAUGGCCAAAGCCAAAAUCAAGAACAAGCAGCUGCCAACGGCGGGUACCGACAAGAACCUGGUGACCGGCGACCACAUCCCCACCCCCCAGGAUCUGCCCCAGAGAAAAUCGUCCCUCGUCACCAGCAAGCUGGCAGGGUAACCUGCUCUCCUGAUGGAAUUUCUCUCUUUCUCUCUCUCUCUCUCUCUCCCUCUCUCUAGAUCUCUUUCUCUAUUUUUUUUUCCCCAUUUGGGGGUUUGGGGAAUUGGGUUGCGUUUCCCCUCCACCCCACCCCAGUUGUCAGACUGAACUGAACUCUGCUGUACCCUAGAGCUGGGACCCACAGAACCUACACUGUGGCGGAUCUCUUUGUAGUAAUCAAAGCCAGAAGCCGAGACAUGGACUUGUGUGCCGUUCUGGUGUGUGUUUUCUCGCCACUGUGGGCGGGCAGGCUGUGCAGCAUGGAUUCUCGGGGGGUGGGUGGGGGUGGGGCCCUGAAACUCGCUUUGCUUUAGAUCGCCAACGCUCUGUCCUGUCCAUUAAUCCUUCAUCGCCAGCUUGGAGGGGCCAGGAAGGCUGCCAAGAAAAGCCCGAAAGAGGGCAGGUGCAGAGUUAAAGCAGCCGUGUCUUUACACUUCCGGGAAACUGCUCCAUACAUUUAGGACAACGAGACCCAUGUACAGCGACAACCACGUGCAGCGAUCCGAAACGCCCAUAAGCCUCCUCAUCUCGAGGGAAGAAGGCUUUGCAGGCAGAACCUCAACAAUUCUCGUGUUUUUACUUCUAGAAAGCUGGUUGAGGGAGAGUUGGGCUCUUUAAAGGUCUUGGAGAAGCCCUUUUGCAAGGCUUGGAGCUUAGGGGCAAAAAGUUUUCCAAACUUAGGUUUUCCCGGGGAAUCUUGUCCGAUGCCGACUGUCCAACCUCCCCUGUAUCUGCAGAGGCUCUGAACCCCCCCCCACCCCCCACCCCCGGCUGAUAGGAACCAGGCAGUGAGUCAGAGAAGACGUCCCAUACCUCAAGUCGAGGCACCCAGGCGGAUUGAAGGGUUUCCCCUUCCUCUCUGCUGUUUGCAGAUUGGCGUAAAAUCCUCUUAGGCGGGAAAAAGAGUUCUUAUGGGAUUGUCUUGGGAAUGGAUCAUGCGUUUGUCUGGCGUUGGCCAGGAGCUGGGUGGGCCCUGCUCACGCUUCCCUGCCAACGGCUGAGCCCAGCACUGCGGUAUUGGCCAAGGCGGGGCUGGUCUUGUCUCAAGGAUGGACGCCUGGCCCACGCCCCUCUCGAAAACUCAGCCCUUGGGGGUCUUAGAGGCAGGGGAUGGCCAGUGGAUGAGGGGUCAAGGCAGGAAGCGUCUGACGGCCCUGAAUUCUGAAUUGAAGGUGCUGGGGAUGACCGGCUGUUCGGCCUAGUGAAACGUCCCGCCUUAAUUCACGAUGGGGCAACCUCCUUUUCCCGUCUUAGAAAGAAGAGUAUUCUAAGCAAGGCUGUCCAACUCCAGCCACUUAAAGGCGUGUGGACUUCAACUCCCAGAAUUCCCUAGCCAGCUGCAGAAUUCUGGGAGUUGAAGUCCACACACAUCUUAAAAGUGGCCAAGGUUGGACAUCCCUAAUUUAAGGAUGAUUCCAACAGAUGAUUAUUCUAAUUCCCUUUGAUCAAUAGAAUAAGUAGAGAAACUUAACAACUUUGAAUUGGGAGCUGUCCAGAGUUAUUAAGAUAGGCAGCUCCAGAAACCGAAGGAACGAAUGAAUCAAUCGAUCGAUAAAACGUUAAGUAGGAUCCUCUUGGCAGCCCAAGGAAAGCAGGGUCCACCCUUUGAAAUGCUGGGAGCUCUCUCGAGGGGGCUCUCCCAAGAGCCCACCACCCUUCCCACUCUGUCCUCCGUCUGUGUUCUUCGCUUUGCUUCCGAAAGAGAACAAAACCCUGGAUUUUUGAAUUGAGUGUGUCCCCUCUCUGCAGCAGCACUUGGUGGGUCCCAACAUCUUGACACGGGAGGGUGCCCCCCCCCUGACCAGCCCCCCCCUUUCCUGCUGAGCGGUUCAUGGAGCCCCAGGAGACACGUCCGUGGGUGCAUCGGCCCAGCUGCUGCCUGGUGGAAUGUCCUCCAUCAUCCUGGCUUUACUAGAUGGCUUAGUAUUGGCCAGAAGUAGAGUCUGUUGUUUCCCCCUAUUUAUCCUGUGGUGCUUCGAGACCCCUGAAGCCGUAGAGCAUCGCCCACCGAGCCUGCCCUCUGUCCCAGCCAUACUGUAAAUAGACCCGAGUCAUAUAUAUAUAAAUAUAUAUAUAUAUAAAUAUAUAUAUAUAUAUAUAAUUUUUUUACAUUGUCUUCAUCCUUAUCUUCUGGUGCUUGCUUUUUUCUAAAAAAAAAAAAAAAAGGAAAAAAAAUACCCCCCCAAGUAUGAACGUUCUCUCUCUCUCUCUCUCUUUCUCUCUCUCCAAACUUCCAAAUCACGGGUGCCCCCCACUGCUCUCCUCUUUGUCCUUCCCGCAGACCGGCUGGGUGCUUCAAAGCUGCUUCUAAAAAUAAAAAAAAUGGGGGGGGGAAUUGUGUUCUCUGGCUUUUGGCGACCAGCAAUUCCGGGGGGUGGGCUGCGACAAAGAAAGGGAAAAGAGCCAGGUGUGAACAUUGGAGUGACAAACCUUUUAACAAUAAAGUAACCCUUGUUUCA
Molecule: messenger RNA, 2976 nt
Organism: Pantherophis guttatus
Lineage: Eukaryota; Metazoa; Chordata; Lepidosauria; Squamata; Colubridae
Gene: ENSA
Product: endosulfine alpha
Cellular component (GO): cytoplasm
Molecular function (GO): protein phosphatase inhibitor activity
Source: RefSeq, a predicted model, not a curated record